AUGGUGAACCGCCGGGACGUGGACCUGGACGACGAUUACUCCGUCGCGCUCGUCUCCGUCUCCAACGGCCACGACUACUCGCACGUCAGCGACACCACCAGCUCCGAGCAGAUGAACGCCUACAUCAGGGACGUGACGGAUGGAAUCGUGGACGCCGUGAAGCGGUUGCAGGACCUUGGUGUCUCCAAGGUCCUGGUGAACUCGCUGCCGCCUCUCGGCUGCACGCCGUGGCGCUCCAGGCUCAGCAGCUACGCUCGGUGUGACAGCAGCGGCAACAACAUCGCCAACACGCACAACAUGCUCCUCGCACAGAAGCUGUCUGGAUUUGAGGACGUCCUGCUACUCGACCUCUACAGCACCUUCGACAGCGUCGCCCGAUCCAAAUCCGGCUCGACGCCGUGCUGUGAUACCUCGGACCCCAAUGGGUAUUGUGGACAGGAGGACGGCAGCGGCAGAGCUCAGUACAGCUUGUGCGCCAACCCGGACAGCUACUUUUACUGGGAUUACAUGCACCCGACGCAGGCCGGAUGGGAGGCCGUCAUGGAUCAGCUGCGAGGACCCAUCCAGGAUUUCUUGGCCAUCUCUAGCUAG
Messenger RNA from Panicum virgatum (switchgrass), 591 nucleotides. RefSeq names its product GDSL esterase/lipase At5g03610-like. Gene Ontology annotation, molecular function: hydrolase activity, acting on ester bonds. The record is from RefSeq and is a predicted model, not a curated record. Bases 1 to 591 code for a protein of 196 amino acids. NCBI's taxonomy places the organism in Eukaryota, Viridiplantae, Streptophyta, Magnoliopsida, Poales, Poaceae. The transcript is spliced from 2 exons.